Molecule: messenger RNA, 4515 nt
Organism: Oncorhynchus gorbuscha (pink salmon)
Lineage: Eukaryota; Metazoa; Chordata; Actinopteri; Salmoniformes; Salmonidae
Gene: slc6a22.2
Product: solute carrier family 6 member 22, tandem duplicate 2
Exons: 14
Coding region: 2300-4213 (637 amino acids)
Biological process (GO): sodium ion transmembrane transport
Cellular component (GO): membrane
Source: RefSeq, a predicted model, not a curated record
GUAGACAUAUCUGUUUUUUUCAUGGGUUACAUCUCAAUCCACCACAUCCGCCUAUGUCUGCCUUCCGCAUCUGUAGUGGAAAUGGCCGAGCUACAGCGAUGUUUGUCAGACCAUGAGACAUCCCAAAAAUCGGUCUUCUCACGAAAACUGCUCCAUACUCCCCAUAUUUAUGAAGGUUGUAAAUGGGUUAGUUUUACCAUAUUUUGGUGGGGGAGUUGAAAGGUCUGUGAUGAAACGUCACAACCUGUUAACUUUGAUAUCGUCAUUCUGGUUAUUCAAGUUUCCUACUUGGAACUCCUAGUGUUUUUUCCCCCCAACUCGGGAACUCGGAUCUCCAUUCGAAGGCACCAUUACUUUCAACAGUUUGCCUGUCAAUCAAUCACUGUAGGUGGGGUUGUUAGGGAAGGGGACGGAAUGUUUGGGAGUCACAGUUAGUUGGGUUUCAGAUUUAUCAAUCACUGUGGGUGUGAUUUGCAGGGAAGGGGGAUGUUUGUGAGAGGCUUUGUUGACAGGUAAAACAGUUCGAACUAGUAGGGUUUACUGAAACCAGGAUGGCCACAAUGGCAGUUGAGAUUCAACCUGAACAACACCUGCAUCAAAAUAUUUUGAGAUAUAUGUUUACUCUAUGCAGACCAGGAAAUCCAGAGGGGACCAAUUUGUCAACGUUUCAGCGCUAUCCCAACCAACCAAUAGCAUUCUCAGGACAUUAGCUAACAUUCCAAUUAGGUUCUAGCUAGAAACAUUGUAUGAAUGUCAGAACAAUAGGACAGAUGUUGUGUUUUGGGAACUGCUCUUGUAAUGUCCCCACAUGGUUCUCACAAUCUAAUGAAAUGUUUUGGGAACUUUUAAGAACACAAAUAUGGUUGUGUUCUGUUAACAUUCUUGCCACAUCAGAGGAAUAUUUUGUGUACCCGAAUACAAAUACAUUCUUUAAUCAUCAGCACAACUGGACACAUUGUGUUAUUAGAACCUUUGGGGGGAAUGUUUUUACACCUUUCCCACAACUUAAAGGAAAUGUUUUGUGAACAUUCACAGAACCUGUUUUUGUUUGCUGGGUGGGCUUUUUAAAUCCAUUGUAUUCUUCACAAAAUGAAAACACUGUAAGAGUACAUUUCCUCAGAAAUGUGUCACCUGAACAUGCAGAGCUGAUGUGAUGGGUCAGUAACCCUGUGAUCGUAAUAAUCUUCUUAGGCCCACAACAUGCUACACAACAAUGUUACCGAGGAACAAUAUACAAGUGUGUGGGUUGGGGGCCGGCUGCUAUCUUAUUUCAUGACCUCAAUAAAAGCACCACCACCUCUCUCAACACAUCCAUCUAGCUCACUUUAUCUCCUGCUCGCUCUCACUUACUAACUCAAGUUGCAUUGGAAGAUUUGAGAAAUCUUCAAACAAACACUUGACGGUUUACUGAUCUGCUGCAUGAGGUACAGUAUGUGCUUUUACUUUGACAUUAUGAAAUGUGCAGUUUCUCAUCAGUCAAACUGUCACCUGUGAGAUAAAUUAGAUAAAUAGGUUGGCAGUAUUAAAGGCUUUAUUUUACAAAUGUAAUGCCAUCAUCAGAUUAACUAAACAUUUUAAGUUGGAUGAACUCUAAUAGAUGUUUUGCUAAAAUAUGGAAUUGUGGGUUAUUUACAGAUGGCAGUUAUGUUUUUUUAUUUGGUUGAAACAAGUAUAUUAAUAUUUUACCUAGAGUCCCCCUUGACUCCUUUCCAGUUUCUGUUACGAUCCAAUGAAUGGACAAGUUAGUGGAUUCUUUCAAAUCUGCUAUGACAUACUAACUAACUAUAUAGACCAGUUAAACAGGUAAAACAAUCUCACUAAUGGUUAGAACAAAUCAACUUACUGUUUUGCUAGAUCUGGUUUAAAGCAUAAUUUUUCAGCCUCUGAAAUAAAUGUUUUAGUUGUAAACUGGCCCCUGACAAGUAAAUGGACUGAAAUAAAGUCAAAACUAUUUGCCGAAAAGGCACACAGGGUAAAAUGUUAAGUUACACUAUCAGAUAAUUAAACUGUGUUAACAAAGCAAACUGAAGUUUACUCAAUAUUGCUUUUCAAAUUCAAGUACAUUGAAAGAAAAAAACAUUGGUUUUGCGGAGUAUUCCAGCUCAACAUUUUCACAAUUUUAAGUCCAGCCAACUUGGAUAUUUAAGCAACAUAUUUUUAUUUACAGUGUAGUAAUCAUGCUUUAGAUAUUCACCACAAUGUUCAGACAUUAAAACAAAAGCCUUAUUUUCAACAUAAUAUAUUACUUACAUUUUCAAAAGUAGUGCUUCAAAACAAUAACUUUGGUAUAGUAUGCAACAUGUCAGGACACUGUAAUAGACUUUCAAAGGCUGAAAUGGAGGUGAAGCUGAAGUUGAUGAGUUCAGGAGCCAAGACGAACGUGGAACACCCUGAACCCAAGCCCCAGGACAGGGGAAAGUGGGGCAGCAAAACAGAGUUCUUAUUGGCAGCAGCUGGACACAUUGUCGGUCUGGGAAAUGUAUGGAGGUUCCCAUACCUGUGCUAUAAAAAUGGAGGAGGAGUUUUCUUUGUCCCCUAUAUUUUGUUCCUGUUCACCUGCGGUAUUCCCCUCUUCUUCCUGGAGACAUCAUUGGGCCAGUACACUAGUCAGGGUGGAAUCACUUGCUGGAGGAAAAUCUGUCCACUCUUUGAAGGCCUGGGCUAUGGAAGCCAAGUGGUGGUUUUGUACACUGGAGUGUAUUACAUCAUCAUUCUGGCUUGGGCGUUCCUAUACCUCUUCUAUUCCUUCAGUUUAGAACUCCCAUGGGCCAGUUGUAAAAACAGUUGGAACACAGACAACUGCUUUGAGCCUGGCCAAAACAGCACAAUUUCUGACCAUUCUCAUGGGAACACUACAUCCUCAGUCAUAGAAUUUUGGGAGAGAAGAAUAUUGGGCUUGUCUGAGGGAAUUGAAGAGAUUGGGAGUGUUCGCUGGGACCUAGCUCUGUGUCUUCUGCUGUCCUGGAUUAUCUGUUAUUUCUGUGUCUGGAAAGGAGUGAAGUCUACUGGGAAGGUGGUCUAUUUCACUGCCACCUUCCCCUAUGUGAUGCUGUUGGUGUUGCUAGUUCGUGGACUCACACUGCCAGGGGCCAUAGAUGGUAUCAAGUUCUACCUCUACCCAGAUCCAGCCCGCCUCACUGACCCACAGGUAUGGAUGGAUGCUGGAAGCCAGAUAUUUUACUCCUAUGGAGUUUGUACAGGGGUUUUGACAUCUUUAGGCAGCUACAACAAGUACAAUAACAACUGCUACAGGGACUGUGUGUAUCUUUGUCUACUAAACAGUGUGACUAGCUUUGUGGCUGGUUUUGCCAUUUUCUCUGUACUGGGCUUCAUGGCUUAUGAACAGGGCAUAGACAUCUCAAUGGUGGCUGAAUCAGGUCCUGGCCUGGUGUUCAUCGCCUACCCUCGUGCUGUGGCCAUGAUGCCAGUACCCCAACUCUGGGCCAUCUUCUUCUACAUCAUGAUCCUCCUACUGGGGUUAGACAGUCAGUUUGUAUAUCACGAGGCCGUGGUCACAGCGAUCUCAGACAUGUACCCCUCUUUCUUCCACGUGGGCCAUCUGCGGAAAAAACUUCUCCUGCUUGGCAUCAGUGUGUGCAGCUUCCUGAUUGGCCUGCUAAUGGUCACAGAGGGUGGCCUGUAUGUGUUUCAGCUGUUUGAUUACUAUGCCUGCAGUGGGAUGACACUCCUGGUCUUUGCUAGUCUCCAGGCCGUCUGUGUUGGGUGGUGUUAUGGUGCGGAACGGCUGUAUGAUAAUAUUGAGGACAUGAUUGGCUAUCGUCCUUGGCCAUUCAUGAAGUACUGUUGGAUGUACAUCACACCUGUCAUAUGCAUAGGUACGCUUGUCUUCUCCCUGGUCAAGUAUACCCCCCUCAAGUUCAACAACACUUAUGAGUACCCCUGGUGGGGCUACGCCAUUGGUGGAUUCUUCACUCUCUCCUCGACGUUACUGGUACCUUUCUGGAUGCUGUACAAGAUGAGUGUCACCGCUGGUUCACUGCGGCAGAGAAUGAAAGUGUUAACCAGUCCAGCAGAGGAUCUACCCAAACCCAUGUCACAGAAGGUGGCCCUCAACCCCUCAGAAGUGUUUCAGAUGUUCACAGAACUUUGCACAUUACGGACACCAAACCAAACCCCUACAGUCGCCAGCUCCCAGCUGAGUGCAGCACCAGUACAGACAGUGUCCAUAAACACCUUGAACUUGGAAACUUAAAAUAACCCAUGGUGUAUUGUGAAACAUUUGUCUCUUUGCACAUAAACUCUGACCCCUGAGACAGGGGUCCGAUGCAAGGUGUCCUACUAUUUUCCCUUUCUGUUUCUCAUGUAUAUGAAAUAAUAUAAGAAAAAUUAAAGACAACAAACACUGCCACAAAUGGGUGUGAAAUUCUCUGAAAGUACACACACAUGCAAGAGCACUGCCCAGUCAGUUAGGGUCACCACUUUAUUUUAAGAUUGUGAAAUGCCAGAGUAAAAGAGAGAAUGAUUUAGCUUUUAUUUAUUUUGUCACGUUCCCAU